Triticum turgidum subsp. durum (durum wheat) is the source of this 663-nucleotide messenger RNA. The record is from the annotation of a GenBank genome assembly. Lineage: Eukaryota; Viridiplantae; Streptophyta; Magnoliopsida; Poales; Poaceae.
AUGGCGGUGGUGGGCGAGGAGUACUGCGACCUCAAGGAGCGGCUGCUCACAGUGCGCAAGACCUCCCACUUCUCCCCCGGCGACGGCUUCGCGGCCUACGACAACCGCACCGGCGGCCUCGCCUUCCGCGCCGACACCUACGGCCGCGGCCACGGCGGGGGCGCCGCCUCCCCGGGCGAGCUCGCGCUGCUCGGCCCCGCCGGCGAGCCCCUCCUCACCGUGCGCCGCCGCCGCCCGUCCCUGCACCAGCGCUGGGAGGGCUUCCUGGGCGCCCGCGCCGACGGCCAGAAGUCCCUCUUCUCCGCCCGGAGGUCCUCCAUUCUCGGCGGCGCCGGGCGCGGCGCCGUCGUCGAGCUCCUCCCUUCCCCCGCCUCCGCCGCUGCCGCCGAGCUCCGCGUCGAGGGCUCCUUCGGACGGCGCUGCUGCCGCGUGGUGGCCAAGGGCGAGGACGGGGAGGAGACGGUGGUGGCGGAGAUCCGGAGGAAGGUGGACGAGGCGGCGCGGGUGGUGAUGGGCAGGGACGUGUUCGUGCUGCGGGUUGGCCCCGGCUUCGACGCGGCCUUCGCCAUGGGUAUCGUCCUCGUGCUCGACCAGAUCGCCGGGGACGAGGCCGACGGCGGCGACGCCGGACAGGAUGUUGCCGUCCACGCCAGGAUUUGGUGA